GAGAGAAAAUAACUUCCCAAUUUUAAAUUUAUUAAGGGUACUCUUUGAAUGAAAUUUUUAGUAAAAACAUUACAAAUAUGAAAAUGGGAUCUUACAAUCUCAUAUCAUGUACCUCAGUCUCAAUUAUUUCAUGCAUAGAAACAAGAAUAAGACUCAAAACCUUCUUAAAAUCUUCAUCUUUGUCCUCUCCCCAAAAGUUUUAAACCUCCCAAAAUUUCAAUGGAAGCAGCACCAACUUCUUUCAACCACGUUGUUGCCAUGCCUUAUCCUGGUAGAGGCCACAUCAAUCCCAUGAUGAACCUAUGCAAGCUCCUUGUCUCCAACAACAACAGCAUCCUCGUCACCUUUGUCGUCACCGAGGAAUGGUUAAGCUUUCUCUCCUCUGAACCAAAACCCGACAACAUAAAUUUUCGUUCGAUUUCCAACGUUGUUCCUUCCGAACACAUUCGCAGUCGCGACCACCCUGCCUUCUUGGAAGCUAUCAUGACAAAGAUGGAGGAACCGUUUGAGGAGCUAAUCAACCUACUUGGCCAUCCUCCUUCAACCAUUGUAUAUGAUACUAUCUUGUAUUGGGUUGUUGGUGUCGGAAACCGAAGGAAUAUUCCGGUAGCAUCUUUUUGCACCUUGUCUGCUUCUGUUUUUUCUAUUUUUUUGCACCAUCAUCUUUUGGAACAAAAUGGUCACUACCCUAUGAUAUUAUCAGAAAAUGGCGAUGAACGUGUAAAUUAUAUUCCUGGAGUUUCCUCAACGCGCCUAGCUGAUUUACCUCUACAAGAUGAUAGUAACGGAAGCAAGCGAGUAAUGCAAGUUAUUUUGAAGGGUUUUCAAUGGAUUCACAAAGCACAAUAUCUUCUAAUUUCUUCAAUAUAUGAACUUGAAUCCCAAGCCAUUGAUAUCUUGAAAUCAAAAUUCUCCAUACCGAUUUACACAUUUGGCCCUACAAUACCAUGCAUUAGCCCAAAAAACGAUCUCAAACCAAACCUUAACAAUAGUUACAUUGAGUGGCUAGAUUCACAGCCAAUUGGUUCUGUUCUUUACAUAUCACAAGGAAGUUUUUUGUCAGCUUCAAGUGAACAAAUUGAUGAAAUUGCAAAAGCUUUGCGCGAAAGCAAUGUUCGGUUUUUGUGGAUAGCACGUAAUGAAGCUUCAAGGUUGAAACAAAUUUGUGGAAACAUGGGACUGGUUUUGGAGUGGUGUGACCAAUUGAGAGUGUUGUCACAUUCUUCUAUUGGUGGAUUUUGGUCACAUUGUGGUUGGAAUUCUACUAAGGAAAGUGUUAUUUCUGGAGUCCCGUUGUUGACUUUUCCAAUUGGGUUGGACCAACCAUUUAAUAGUAAGAUGAUAGUAGAGGAUUGGAAGGUUGGGUUGAGAGUUAAAGAAAAUGUAAAUGGAGAUGUUUUGAUAAAGAAAAGUGAAAUUGUAAAAUUAGUGUGUGAAUUUAUGGAUUUGGAUAGUGAGGUUACAAAGGGUAUUAGGGAAAGAAGUGGAAAGCUUAUAAAGAUAUGUUGUGAUGCAAUUGGAGAUGGUGGCUCAGCGGACGUUGAUUUGAAAGCCUUCAUUGGCGAUAUAAUAAUCAAUUUUUCGAAGUCCACACAUGCUUAAAGGUCCACUUCGUGCAUGGAAGUCUCUAUCUCAAUAAUAUUUUGAUUUGUAGUUUAUUGUAUUUAAUGUUCAUGCUUAUUAAUAUUCUUGUUUGUUUGAUAUUUUUUUUAUUGAAAUAAAUUAUUCCAGUGGUGCAUUGUAGUAUAAGAAAAGAGGAUUGAAUUGAAAAUUUUAUACUUUACUAUAAUCAGUAACAUAUCCAUCCACUCAUACGAGAAAAUCUAUUUGAUAUAAUAUAAAAUAGAUUUAGUUACAA
This is a messenger RNA of Lathyrus oleraceus (garden pea), 1858 nucleotides long. RefSeq names its product UDP-glycosyltransferase 87A1. Bases 220 to 1602 code for a protein of 460 amino acids. Gene Ontology annotation, molecular function: quercetin 7-O-glucosyltransferase activity; quercetin 3-O-glucosyltransferase activity. The record is from RefSeq and is a predicted model, not a curated record. The transcript has 2 exons. Lineage: Eukaryota; Viridiplantae; Streptophyta; Magnoliopsida; Fabales; Fabaceae.